AGAGCUCAGUUAGCGCGUAGAGCGCCAGGCAGUGAAUACCUCGGGGAGGGACUCGCUGCUCUGAGUGGUUUCUAAGCGCUCUAUAACGCGAACAGCCUUCUGGGAUAUAUCGCAUCGCGCCUCCAUAGCCGUCGCCAUGCACGGCCCCCCAUCCGGAGACAGCGCCUGCCCCCUCAGGACCAUCAAACGGGUCCAGUUCGGGGUUCUAGGCCCGGACGAGCUGAAACGGAUGUCUGUUACAGAAGGUGGCAUUAAAUAUCCAGAGACCACAGAAGGUGGACGCCCUAAACUUGGUGGACUAAUGGAUCCACGCCAAGGGGUGAUAGAGAGGACGGGGCGCUGUCAAACAUGUGCAGGUAACAUGACAGAGUGUCCUGGUCAUUUUGGGCAUAUUGAACUGGCCAAACCAGUCUUCCAUGUGGGUUUUCUAGUGAAGACCAUGAAAGUUUUGAGAUGCGUCUGUUUCUUCUGCUCCAAACUGCUGGUUGAUGCGAACAACCCAAAGAUUAAGGACAUUCUGACAAAAUCAAAAGGGCAGCCAAAGAAGCGCUUGACCCAUGUAUAUGAGUUGUGUAAGGGGAAAAACAUCUGCGAAGGAGGAGAGGAGAUGGACAACAAGUUUGGAGUUGAGCAGAAUGAGGGAGAUGAAGACAUUCAGAAAGAAAAGGGUCAUGGUGGAUGUGGACGUUACCAGCCACGAAUAAGACGCUCUGGUUUGGAACUGUAUGCAGAGUGGAAACAUGUCAAUGAGGAUUCACAAGAAAAGAAGAUUCUGCUUAGUCCAGAACGUGUACAUGAGAUCUUCAAACGGAUCACAGAUGAGGAAUGCUUUAUCCUGGGUAUGGAGCCCCGAUAUGCGCGCCCGGAGUGGCUCAUUGUAACAGUCCUGCCGGUUCCACCGCUUUGUGUAAGGCCUGCAGUUGUCAUGCAGGGUUCUGCUAGAAACCAGGAUGAUCUGACUCACAAACUGGCUGAUAUUGUGAAGAUUAACAAUCAAUUGAGACGUAAUGAGCAGAAUGGUGCUGCAGCACAUGUGAUUGCGGAAGAUGUCAAACUUCUUCAGUUCCAUGUUGCCACCAUGGUGGACAAUGAGCUACCAGGACUUCCUCGGGCUAUGCAAAAAUCUGGUCGCCCCCUAAAGUCUUUGAAGCAACGAUUAAAGGGGAAGGAAGGACGUGUGAGAGGAAACCUCAUGGGAAAGCGUGUGGACUUCUCUGCCCGAACAGUAAUCACCCCCGACCCUAAUCUUUCAAUUGAUCAGGUUGGAGUGCCUCGUUCCAUUGCUGCAAAUAUGACCUUCCCGGAAAUAGUAACUCCUUUCAACAUAGAUCGGCUGCAGGAGCUGGUACGUAGAGGGAAUAGUCAGUAUCCUGGAGCCAAGUAUAUUAUCCGAGACAAUGGAGAUCGUAUUGAUCUUCGGUUCCACCCCAAACCCAGCGACUUGCACCUUCAGAUUGGGUACAAGGUGGAGAGACACAUGUGUGAUGGGGAUAUAGUCAUUUUCAACAGACAGCCUACAUUGCACAAGAUGUCUAUGAUGGGGCACAGGGUACGAAUCCUGCCAUGGUCCACCUUCCGUCUGAACCUCAGUGUUACCACUCCAUACAAUGCUGAUUUUGAUGGGGAUGAAAUGAACCUCCAUCUUCCUCAGUCUCUGGAGACAAGAGCCGAAAUUCAGGAGCUGGCUAUGGUACCACGUAUGAUCGUUACUCCUCAGUCCAACCGACCAGUCAUGGGAAUUGUGCAAGACUCUUUGACUGCUGUGCGCAAAUUCACCAAGAGAGACGUGUUCAUGGAAAGGGGCGAGGUGAUGAACUUGCUUAUGUUCCUGUCUACCUGGGAUGGAAAGGUUCCUCAGCCCGCUAUCCUGAAGCCACGUCCUCUAUGGACGGGAAAGCAGAUUUUCUCUCUCAUCAUUCCAGGACACAUAAAUUGUGUUCGAACACACAGCACACAUCCAGAUGAAGAAGACAGUGGACCUUACAAACACAUCUCACCUGGAGACACGAAGGUCAUUGUUGAGAAUGGGGAGCUCAUCAUGGGAAUUUUGUGUAAGAAGUCUCUCGGAACAUCAGCUGGCUCUCUGGUCCAUAUAUCUUACCUGGAGAUGGGCCAUGACAUCACUCGUCUCUUCUAUUCCAAUAUCCAAACAGUCAUCAAUACCUGGCUUCUUAUUGAGGGCCACACAAUUGGAAUUGGAGACUCCAUUGCUGAUGCUAAAACCUAUCAAGACAUUCAGAAUACCAUCAAGAAGGCUAAACAGGAUGUGAUAGAGGUCAUUGAGAAGGCCCAUAACAAUGAACUGGAACCCACCCCAGGAAAUACCCUUCGUCAGACAUUUGAGAACCAGGUGAACCGUAUUCUGAAUGAUGCCAGGGACAAAACUGGCUCCUCCGCCCAGAAAUCUUUGUCUGAAUAUAAUAAUUUCAAAUCCAUGGUGGUUUCUGGUGCCAAAGGAUCGAAAAUCAACAUUUCCCAGGUUAUUGCUGUCGUAGGGCAGCAAAACGUGGAGGGUAAGCGUAUCCCUUUUGGGUUCAAGCAUCGGACUCUACCUCACUUCAUCAAAGAUGAUUACGGUCCAGAAAGUAGGGGCUUUGUGGAAAAUUCAUACCUUGCUGGCCUUACUCCCACAGAGUUUUUCUUCCAUGCUAUGGGAGGAAGAGAAGGUCUGAUUGACACAGCUGUGAAAACUGCUGAGACAGGGUACAUCCAGAGACGUUUGAUCAAGUCUAUGGAGUCGGUUAUGGUAAAAUAUGAUGCAACUGUGCGGAAUUCAAUUAACCAAGUAGUACAGCUGAGAUAUGGUGAGGACGGCUUGGCUGGAGAAGGAGUAGAAUUUCAGAACUUGGCCACCUUGAAACCCUCUAACAAGGCUUUUGAGAAGAAGUUUAAGUUUGACUACGCCAACGAGCGCGCCCUGCGUCGGACACUGCAGGAGGAGGUUGUGAAGGACAUACUCAGUAAUGCUCACAUUCAGAAUGAACUGGAGAAGGAAUUUGAGAAGAUGAAGGAAGACAGAGAAGUCUUGAGGGUUAUCUUCCCCACUGGGGACAGCAAGGUUGUUCUUCCCUGUAACCUUCUAAGGAUGAUCUGGAACGCACAGAAAAUAUUCCAUAUUAAUACUCGAAUGCCUUCUGAUCUGCACCCCAUUAAAGUGGUGGAUGGUGUUAAGGAGCUUAGCAAGAAACUGAUUAUUGUGAAUGGAGAUGAUCCUCUAAGUCGCCAAGCUCAGGAGAAUGCCACUCUUCUCUUUAACAUCCAUCUGCGGUCCACUCUGUGCAGCAGGAGGAUGGUGGAGGAGUUCAGAUUGAGUGGAGAGGCCUUUGACUGGCUGCUAGGGGAGAUUGAGUCAAAAUUUAACCAGGCCAUUGCCCACCCUGGGGAGAUGGUGGGGGCCCUGGCUGCUCAGUCUUUGGGGGAGCCUGCCACUCAGAUGACCCUGAACACUUUCCAUUAUGCUGGUGUGUCUGCUAAAAAUGUCACCCUGGGGGUGCCACGUCUGAAAGAGUUAAUCAAUAUAUCAAAGAAACCAAAGACUCCUUCAUUGACCGUAUUCUUGCUGGGGCAGUCUGCUCGAGAUGCUGAACGAGCCAAGGAUAUUCUUUGUCGAUUGGAGCACACAACUCUACGUAAAGUCACCGCCAACACUGCCAUUUAUUACGAUCCUAAUCCUCAAAAUACGGUUGUGGCUGAAGAUCAAGAGUGGGUGAACGUGUACUAUGAAAUGCCGGACUUUGAUGUCACCCGAAUCUCCCCGUGGCUUCUUCGUGUGGAGCUGGAUCGCAAACACAUGACUGACCGAAAACUGACCAUGGAACAGAUAGCCGAGAAGAUCAAUGCAGGUUUUGGAGACGAUCUUAACUGUAUAUUUAAUGAUGACAAUGCCGAAAAGCUGGUUCUUCGAAUAAGAAUUAUGAACAGUGAGGAGAGCAAAAUGCAGGAGGAGGAAGAAGUGGUGGAUAAGAUGGAUGAUGAUGUGUUUUUACGUUGCAUUGAAUCGAACAUGCUAACAGACAUGACACUGCAGGGCAUUGAACAAAUAAGCAAGGUGUAUAUGCAUCUUCCUCAGACAGACAAUAAAAAGAAAAUAAUUAUCACAGAAGAUGGAGAAUUUAAGGCUCUUCAAGAAUGGAUCCUGGAAACGGAUGGUGUCAGCCUGAUGCGAGUCCUAAGUGAGAAAGAUGUGGAUCCUGUUCGAACAACAUCCAAUGACAUUGUGGAGAUUUUUACAGUUCUAGGUAUUGAAGCAGUUAGGAAAGCCUUGGAAAGAGAAUUGUACCACGUGAUCUCAUUCGAUGGGUCGUAUGUGAAUUACCGUCACUUGGCGCUUCUGUGUGACACUAUGACUUGUAGGGGGCAUCUCAUGGCAAUUACUCGUCAUGGUGUUAACCGUCAGGACACCGGACCUCUCAUGAAAUGUUCCUUUGAAGAGACCGUGGACGUUCUCAUGGAAGCUGCAGCACAUGGAGAAACUGAUCCCAUGAAGGGAGUGUCUGAGAACAUCAUGUUGGGUCAGCUGGCUCCCGCUGGAACUGGCUGCUUCGACUUGUUGCUAGAUGCAGAGAAGUGUAAAUUUGGAAUGGAGAUUCCAACCAACAUCCCUGGAUUAGGAGCAGCUGGACCGACCGGUAUGUUUUUUGGAACUGCUCCCAGCCCCAUGGGCAAUAUGUCCCCUGCAAUGACCCCGUGGAAUCAAGGAGCAACACCUGCAUAUGGAGCCUGGUCCCCAAGUCUCGGAAGCGGUAUGACCCCGGGGGCUGCUGGCUUCUCUCCGAGUGCCGCCUCUGAUGCUAGCGGCUUUAGCCCUGGUUAUUCUCCUGCGUGGUCACCAACUCCUGGAUCUCCUGGCUCUCCAGGACCGUCCAGUCCCUAUAUUCCAUCUCCCGGUGGUGCCAUGUCGCCAAGCUACUCUCCUACCUCUCCAGCUUAUGAACCAAGAAGUCCGGGUGGAUACACUCCCCAAAGUCCAAGUUAUUCCCCUACCUCCCCUUCCUACAGUCCUACUUCUCCAUCUUACUCUCCUACCAGCCCCAACUAUAGCCCCACCUCACCUAGCUACUCCCCUACCAGUCCUAGCUACUCCCCUACCAGUCCUAGCUACUCCCCUACCAGUCCUAGCUACUCUCCAACUUCCCCUAGUUACUCUCCCACCUCCCCCAGCUAUUCCCCAACCUCUCCUAGCUACUCUCCCACUUCUCCUAGCUAUUCCCCAACUUCUCCCAGCUACUCUCCUACAUCCCCAAGUUACUCGCCCACCUCUCCCAGCUACUCCCCCACAUCACCGAGCUACUCCCCUACUUCUCCCAGUUACAGCCCCACAUCACCCAGUUAUUCUCCCACAUCUCCAUCAUACAGCCCUACUUCUCCCUCAUACUCACCCACUUCUCCGAACUACUCUCCUACAUCACCUAACUAUACUCCAACAUCUCCCAGUUACUCCCCUACAUCUCCUAGUUAUAGCCCGACUUCUCCUAGUUACUCUCCUACAUCUCCAAAUUACAGUCCCACUAGCCCCAGCUAUUCCCCCACAUCCCCCAGCUAUUCUCCAUCCAGCCCACGCUACACACCACAGUCUCCCAGCUAUACUCCCAGUUCACCCAGCUACAGUCCAAGCUCGCCCAGUUAUUCCCCGACUAGUCCAAAAUACACCCCGACAAGCCCAUCUUACAGCCCCAGCUCCCCAGAGUACACACCCACCUCUCCCAAGUACUCUCCAACUUCUCCCAAGUACUCUCCAACUUCUCCCAAGUACUCUCCAACCUCUCCUACCUACUCUCCCACAACACCAAAAUAUUCCCCUACAUCUCCAACAUAUUCUCCAACUUCACCUGUCUAUACUCCAACCUCACCGAAAUACUCUCCCACAUCUCCUACCUACUCUCCUACCUCCCCAAAAUAUUCUCCCACUUCACCCACCUAUUCUCCUACCAGCCCAAAAGGCUCUACAUAUUCUCCCACAUCUCCUGGUUACAGCCCUACUUCUCCCACGUACAGUCUUACAAGCCCAGCAAUCAGUCCAGAUGACAGUGACGAAGAGAAUUGAGUGUAAGAUGUGUGUAAUUGCUUCAGGAAGACUUGGCAUAUUGAUUUUGUCUUUUAUAUAAAUAUCCAUUAGGCUGUAUAGUCUCUCUAGACUCUUGGCCUAUUCAUCCGGGCAUUUAAAUCUCCCUGACUUGAAAUCUGCCUGUUCAAAACACAUUCGAUGUGAAUUAUGGUAAAGGUGGGAACAAACUGCUUGAAGCUCUUCUCACAUCGUUUUAGAACUGGUUUGGAGUAUGAAGCUCUUAAUCCUUCCUCUCCCUGGUUAUUGCAACAAGUCACAUGGUAUUAAACAGUGUGGAGCUUCAAGUUUGCAAGUGUAAUACACAAAUGUAUUUAGGAACUAAAUGUGAUGUACCCAAUGAUGCAGAAGGUCGGGAGGGGACUACUUAUACUGCUCUUCUUUUUGCUUUUAUUUCCGCAGUGCUUAUUUUGAACGUCCAUCAUUUAAUAUAAGAUUCUCACUAAAUGUUUGUUUAGAAAUGUUUAAUGUAAAUU
Messenger RNA from Pelobates fuscus (common spadefoot toad), 6537 nucleotides. It is a transcript of the gene POLR2A, whose product is annotated as RNA polymerase II subunit A. The transcript has 29 exons. Gene Ontology annotation, biological process: transcription by RNA polymerase II. NCBI's taxonomy places the organism in Eukaryota, Metazoa, Chordata, Amphibia, Anura, Pelobatidae. Gene Ontology annotation, cellular component: RNA polymerase II, core complex. The coding region runs from base 137 to 6043 and encodes 1968 amino acids. The record is from RefSeq and is a predicted model, not a curated record. Gene Ontology annotation, molecular function: DNA binding.